Aspergillus novofumigatus IBT 16806 is the source of this 1329-nucleotide messenger RNA. Its product is annotated as putative MFS sugar transporter. Gene Ontology annotation, biological process: carbohydrate transport; transmembrane transport. The transcript is spliced from 4 exons. Gene Ontology annotation, cellular component: membrane. Gene Ontology annotation, molecular function: carbohydrate:proton symporter activity. Bases 1 to 1329 code for a protein of 442 amino acids. NCBI's taxonomy places the organism in Eukaryota, Fungi, Ascomycota, Eurotiomycetes, Eurotiales, Aspergillaceae. The record is from RefSeq and is a predicted model, not a curated record.
AUGGACACUGGUAUCAUUGGCCCUGUCACCGUCAUGGAUAGCUUCGUGUCGAAGUUUGGGAGUCAAUCUGCAACCGUCCACGGACUAAUAGUCUCCUCCAUUCUCAUUCCAGCAGCUUUAUCGUCCUUCUUCGCAGGCUACUUGGCAGAUAAGCUGGGGAGACCGACAGGAAUCAGCAUCGGGGCUUUGAUCUUUGGUAUCGGCGCUGCUAUCGAAGGUGCGGCGGCCCAACUUGCCAUGUUCAUUGUCGGGAGGUGCAUUGAGGGUAUAGGCGAGGGUCUGUACCUGGGUACGCUGGUGGUGUACAUCUGCGAGAUCUCUCCAACGAGCGUCAGAGGCGCAUUAGCCACCGGUCCGCAAUUGCUCAUCACGCUCGGCCUAGUGAUCGGCUUCUUCACCUGCUACGGAACCGCGCGUCUCGAGUCUUCCUUCUCAUGGCGUACACCCUACCUCAUCCUCGCCUGUCUCUCCGUCCUCUUCUCAGCCGCCUCGUUCCUCUUCCUCGUCCCGUCUCCCCGCUGGCUGACCCUCCAUGGCCGCCACGAGGAAGCCGCAAGAACAUGGGACCUCCUCGGCGUCGGCCAAGCCGAGCGCGAGAAGGUGGAAGUCGAACAGACCCGACAAGCCAGGUCCCAAAUCCAGGUCCUCCCCGCCGCCAGCCACAAGCUCCUCGACAUCUUCUCCAAGGACGUCCGCGCCCGCACCGCCCUUGCCGUCUUCCUCAUGGGCUUCCAGCAGCUCUCCGGCAUCGACGGCGUCCUCUACUACGCCCCGCUCCUCUUCGAACAAGCCGGCCUCGCCUCCUCCACCGCCACCUUCUUCGCCUCGGGCGUCUCCGCCCUCGUAAUCUUCGCCGUGACCAUCCCGGGCCUCCUCUGGGCCGACCGCUGGGGCCGCAGACACAGCAUCAUCCUCGGCGGCAUCGGCCUCAGCACAACCAUGUUCCUCAUCGGCGCCCUCUACGCCGCCGACGCCGUCCACCCAUCCUCCGGCCCCGGCCGCUGGCUCGUCAUCGUCGCCAUCUACCUCUUCGCCGUCAUCUUCUCCCUCACCUGGGCCAUCGGCAUCAAAGUCUACUCCGCGGAGAUCCAGCCCCAGCGAACCCGCGCCUCGGCCACCGGUCUCGCGCACGGCAGUAACUGGGUCACGAAUUUCCUGGUCGCGCUGACGACACCCAUCCUCCUGUCCAAGAGUAGUUUUGGUGCCUACUUCCUCUUCGGGGGUACCAAGGGGAAGUCGCUCGAUGAGAUCGAGGAGGCGUUCAAGUCCAAGUCGCUGGGCUCGCAUUUUGCAAAGGCCAUCAAGCCUAUUACCCGGUCAUCGGAUUGA